GGCGGCCAGGAGGGCAGGGAGGAGAGGCUAGCCGGCACCGCAGCUCGGGACCAGCGGAGCCCGGGAGGGAAGAGAAGCCCAGUCCAGCCUCGGAGGGGAGAGCAGCCCAGUCCAGCCCAGCCCAGCCCAGCCCCGGAGGGGAGUACAGCAGAGAGCCCAGUACGGCAGCCAGACCCCGGAGGAGAGCGCAGCCGAACUCCGGGCGGCAGCGCAGCGCAGCCCAGCUGGGCUAGGCUCAGAGCAGAGCCGAGAGGAGCUGAGCUGAGUCCGCAAGCCCCGGAGAGUGAAGCAGAGCCGAGCCGAGCCGAGCGCACGCAGCCCAGCACCCUUCCGUGCCGCGCCGCCGGAGCAGCCAGGGAGGGCAGAAGCACCAUGCCUCCCUCCUGUCCCGCGAGCCGACGGGAGCCUCACGGAGCCCCAUCGCCGCAGCCUGGGGCCCUCUUUUGUUCCUGAGGGCCAAGAUGCGGUAAAGAGGGGCCGGGCUGACGGACGGCAGAGCCCCCCGCGAGCGUCCUUCCCAUCCCUCCCUCCCCCUGUCCAGGGGGGAGGGCAAGCUCAGCUGGCCUCCUGCCCCCCGGCCCUCCUGACUCCUCGGCCAGUCCGCCUGCCUUUCGGACCCCAGCUGCCGAGAGCAGGGAGAUGCUGCCGUGGAAGAGAAACAAAUUCGAGCUGAUCGAGGAGGACCCCAAACAGGCGGCUAAGGCCAAGGGCUAUGCGGUGAGCCUCAACUACUCGGCGCUCACGUCGCUGGCCAAGGCGUGCCCAGAGAGCGCCCUCACCCGGGUGGGCAGCAUGUUCAAGUCGAAGAGGAAAAAGGUCAAGAUCACCAGCGAGGACCCCACGUACACUGUACUUUACCUGGGCAACGCGACCACCAUCCAAUCACGCGGCGAGGGCUGCACCGACCUGGCGGUGGGUAAGAUUUGGGGCAAGAGCGAGGCGGGCAAACACGGCACCAAGAUGAAGCUGACCAUCAGCGCACAGGGCAUCCGCAUGGUGCACGCCGACGACCAGGCGCUCAAACGGCCGGGCCAUCUCUACCUGCUGCACCGGGUCACCUACUGUGUGGCCGACCCGCGCCUGCCCAAGGUUUUCGCCUGGAUCUACCGGCACGAGCUGAAGCACAAAGCCGUCAUGCUGCGCUGCCACGCCGUUCUCGUGUCCAAGGCCGAGAAGGCGAAGGCCAUGGCGUUGCUGCUCUAUCAGACGUCGGCCACGGCCCUGGCCGAGUUCAAGAGACUCAAGCGGCGCGACGACGCGCGCCACCAGCAGCAGCAGCUGGUGGGCGAGCAGAGCAUCCCUCUGGUGCCCCUUCGAAAGCUCCUGCUGAACGGGCCCAGCUGCUACAAGCCGCCCGUCGAGCGCAGCCGCAGCGCGCCCAAGCUGGGCUCCAUCACCGAGGACCUGCUGGGCGAGCAGCAGGAGCAGGAGCAGCAGCAGCGCGAGCAUCUCCUAGGCGAUGCGGAGGAGGAGCCCGGCCACCCCCAAGACGGCGAGGACGAGGAUGACCUGGCCCUGGACUUGGACCUGACCCUGGACGGCGAGGGAGAGGAUGUGGAGACGGACGGGGAGGCGCAGCUGCAGCCUCACGUCGGAGCCUCGCCCUUGGAAUGUGGGGACCUCCUGGACACAUUGGACCCGAGGCGCCCCGGCGCACUGCUACUAGCCGGCUCGGCCGACGGGAAGCGCGAGCUCUCCCGGCUCAUCAGCGACCUCGGCGAUCUCAGCAUCGGCAACGACGUGCAGAGCCUUCGGGCAGACCUGCGUGUCACCCGGCUGCUGUCGGGCGAGAGCACCGGCAGCGAGAGCUCCAUAGAGAGCGGCUGCCAGGAAGCUGGGGGCUCGCCAGGGCUUGCCAACGGACUGGAUGAGGUCGGGCCGGAGGCCGGCCAGAGCUGAGCUCGAUGUAGGCUGCUGUUUGGGGCGACCUUGGACUGCAGUCGCCCCCCCCGCCGCCACCACUGCUGCUUUCUCCCCCCUCCAACCGCUCCCAGGUCCGCUGCUGCUGCUGCUGCUGGCUGCUGCUCCUGCUUCCAGCUGUGCACGCCCCGUCGGGUUGCUUGGGCGCUGUGCAUAGGCCGGGGCGCCUCCCAGCCCCCUUCCACCGGUCCUCUGAGUCCUCGGCGGCAGUGGCUAGGAGAGCGAGCAGGCGUCAGCGGCCAACGGACGCCUAGGCGUUGGCCUCCUCUUUCUGGGGACAAGGCGGUGCUGGCCUGGCUGGGCGGAAAGCCCUGUUCGGUUGGUUCUCCCCCAGGGCGCCGUGCGUGGUGGGAGAACGCACCGGGAGGCCUGGCUGUGAGCUGGAUCAGGGACCCGCCAACUUCCUCCGGCUUGUUUGUGAUGGGGAGAGGGAAGGAGAGUGUGUGUGUGUGUGUGUGUGUGUGUGUGUGUGUGUGUGUGUGUGUUGAGAGAG
Trichosurus vulpecula (common brushtail) is the source of this 2413-nucleotide messenger RNA. RefSeq names its product family with sequence similarity 43 member A (gene FAM43A). The record is from RefSeq and is a predicted model, not a curated record. Lineage: Eukaryota; Metazoa; Chordata; Mammalia; Diprotodontia; Phalangeridae. The transcript has a single exon. The coding region runs from base 640 to 1899 and encodes 419 amino acids.